AAAUCUCAUUUUGUGUGUUAACGCGUCUCCAAAAUGUUGCUGGUUUAUUCAAUAUUAGUGUUUGGUUCUAGUUUUUGGUGUAAUAGUGUUAAGGCUAUAGAUUUGCCACAAGACUAUGUGCAACUUAUUGAACAAUUCAAUCCUGCGAUACAAGAAAAUAUUGUUAGUGCUUUCAAUAAUGCCAUGGCACGCAAUCACCGUAGGAAAAACUUCAUCAAAACCGUUCACAGUUUGGAUGCCAUCUUGAUAUCGCUAGACAAUACGAAAAUAGAAUUGAGCGACUUGAAAUUGCAAUGGCUGCCCGACUUCAAGGUCAUCAAUUUAUCGGUGGACCUUUGCAAACUAUGCCUGGAUAUCGAUUUUAAGCUGGGCGAUUUGACGGUGGCCGGCAACUACGAAGCAAACAACGUAAGACUGCAACGAGUGCUUCCAGUGUCGAGUAACGGAAAUCUCAGUGUAAAUUUCACAGAUGUGGCGGUAAAAGGCAGAGUAGGCCUCCUAAUCCAAGGCGACUCUUUUAUGCCCGAAAACUACGACGUCAACUAUGCUUGGGAAAAGACCGAAGUUUCCGUAAGCUAUUUUGUGGAUAAAGAGACAAAAGUGGAAAACAAAAUCACAAUUGCAGAAGGCGAGCAAGUUAUAGCCGAGGCGAUUUGGCACCAACUCAGGGAAAUUUUAACGACAAUCCUAAAGGAACAACUCAAAUGUGUCGUGGUUGAGUAUUCGGUGCAGGAAUCCUUAGCCGAUGAAGAUGAGAAAUUAAGAGAACUGGCUCGAUAUCAUGCGGCCAAAGCUAACGGGUUGUUCGACGCGCUCCUUUGCGCAGCAAAAGACUAUUUGGUCGUCAAAGACCAGAGGAUGAUUGAAACGCCGUCGUUCGAAACAAUUUUCCGCGGAAAAGUGACCAGCACGGAAACCGGACUGUUCGAAUCCGGUACCGGAUACGUCAAGGAUCUCUCGACGUUAAGCCGAUUGUCGGAUUUGAGUUUGUUUGAAGACGAACGUCAGCUGCUCGUUUACGGAACGCUGGGCUUGAGGGAAUUUAAGCACGGCUACGAUUCGUUCAAGACGAAAUUCGACGGCAACGAAUUAACGGGAAGUCUCCGAGCCCAAAUAUACGCGACCGAAAUAUUUGUGAAGUUUUCCUUUGAGAAAAACCAAGAGAAUCCGCACAAGACGAAACUGGAGAAAAUCGAAACCAGAUUGCUCAGCGACAUCGAAACGGAUAGUUCCGGUUUGGGUUCGUUAAGUUGGCUAAUACCGAAAACUCAGUCAUGGGUGAUGGGCUAUUUGCGUUCUACAGCCAUGGGUGUUCUUUUGAAAACCAUUGGAGAGGCCUUUAAUCACGUGAUCGAAGAGGAAUUGAGGAAAACUCAAAAAAACGACAUCGAAGGCGAAAAGAGCCGGUUGUUUUGGAGGAGCAUAUUCAGCAAAUAAAAAAUGAUUAUUAUUCUAUUU
Messenger RNA from Ceutorhynchus assimilis (cabbage seed weevil), 1458 nucleotides. Lineage: Eukaryota; Metazoa; Arthropoda; Insecta; Coleoptera; Curculionidae. The record is from the annotation of a GenBank genome assembly.